Messenger RNA from Prunus armeniaca (apricot), 2061 nucleotides. NCBI's taxonomy places the organism in Eukaryota, Viridiplantae, Streptophyta, Magnoliopsida, Rosales, Rosaceae. The record is from the annotation of a GenBank genome assembly.
AUGGAGUUUGAUAGAAUUAGCAACUUACCAAGUGAUGUUGUAGAACAAAUUUUGUCACAUUUGCCCAUUAGAGAGGCAGUCAGGACAAGUGUUUUAUCAAGCAACUGGAGAUACAGAUCGGCUAUGCUUCCUCAUCUUGUGUUUGAUUAUCAGUGUUUCUCAAGAGAAAAACAUGUAACCUUUGUGAACAUUGUUGAUCAUGUACUUCUAGGUCACAUUGGCCCCAUUCACAAGUUUAAGCUUUCUCACUUUGGCUGUCUAGCCACUUGGGAUAUCGAUCGAUGGAUUCUUCAUCUAUCUAGAAACUCUGUCAAAGAGCUCAUACUUGUAAUUUGGGAAGGGGGGCGCUACAGAGUUCCUUCAUAUUUGUACUCUUGUCAAGAUAUAAUCCGUUUAGAGUUAUUUCGUUGUUUGCUAAAACCUCCGCCAACAUUCAAAGGCUUCAGGAAUUUGAAAAGCCUUGUUAUUGACCAUGUUACCCUGGCCCAAGAUGUGUUCCACAAUAUAAUUGCUUGCUGUUCUCUGCUUGAAAAGUUGACUUUGUUAGGGUUCAGUUUCACCCAUCUCGAGAUUGAUGCACCAAAUCUCCAAUUCCUUCAUGUCGAAGGUGACUUUGAGGAUGUUACUUUUGAGAAUACCUUAAAUCUGGCUGAUGUUUGCAUUUCUAUGGACAAUUAUGUCGACCAAAGAUGGGUUCGCAACAGUUCUAGCAAUUUGGUCAAGUUUUUGGUUCAGCUGCCUCAUAUUCAGAGGCUAAAAAUUCAGGGAUUCUUUUUACAGAUUUUGGCUAUCGGUGCCUUGUCAGCAGAGCUUCCUAAGCCAUGGUUAUAUCUGAAGUUUCUUUCUAUAAGCAUAAACUUUAAUGAUCCCAGGGAGAUUUUAACUGCUCUACGCCUUCUGAGAAGCUCCCCUGCUGUCCAAGAACUAGAAAUUUCUGCCGACCCUUCUCUUCCAGAACUAGGAUUUUCUGCCGACCAAGAGGUUCAGGUUGCUUUGUCAGAAAUGAACUCUUUAUAUGGCAACUGCAUUUGCCCAUUCACCCAACUGCGACUUGUCAAAAUAUCAGACUUCUCUGAUGUCAAAACUGAAUUUGAUUUCAUCAGAUUUCUGCUUUUAAAUUCUCCUGUGCUUGAGAAGAUGAUUGUUAAGCCUGCUUUUGCCGAUGGUUCUUUGGAGCUCCUUAAACAGUUGCUCCGAUAUGAUUCAUUUAGAGUACUUAUAUGUGUGCUAAAACCUCCAUCAACAUUCAAAGGCUUCAGGAAUUUGAAAAGCCUUCUUCUUAAGGGUGUUACCCUGGACCAAGAUGUGUUCCAAAAUCUAAUUGCUUGCUGUCCUCUGCUUGAAAAGUUGACUUUGUCAAUUCCCACUUUCACCCAUCUCAAGAUUGAUGCACCAAAUCUCCAAUUCCUUGACGUCGAAGGUGAUUUUGAGGAUGUUACUUUUGAGAAUACCUUAAAUCUGGCUGAUGUUCGCGUUUGUAUCUACCCUCACGGAAGAACAUGGGUUUGUGACAAUAGCAAUUUGGUCAAGUUUUUGGUUCAGCUGCCUCUUGUCCAGAGGCUAAAUAUUGGGAGAUAUCUUUUGCAGAUUUUGGUUGUUGGCUCCUUGUCACCAAAGCUUCCUAAACCAUGCCUAUAUUUGAAAUUUCUUUCCGUAAUGGUUAACUUUAAUGAUCCGGCUGAGGUUUUAACUGUCCUAUGCCUCCUGAGAAGCUCCCCUGCUGUCCAAGAACUAGAAAUUUCUGUAUACCCUGCUCUCGUAGAAGAACAAGAUUUUUAUGCCCACCAAGAGGUUCAGGCUGCUUUGUCAGAAGUGAACUCUUUAUAUGGCAACUGGAUUUUCCCAGUCACCCAACUGCGACUUGUCAGAAUAUCCUACAUCUUUGAUCUCAAAACUGAAUUAGAUUUCAUCAGAUUUCUGCUUUUAAAUUCUCCUGUGCUCGAGAAGAUGAUUGUUACACCUGACGAUGCCAGUGAUUCUCUGGAGCUCAUUAAACAGUUUCUCCAGUUAGGGCGUGCCUCAGUGCAUUCAGAGAUAAUCUUCUUGGACCCAGAUUCAUGA